ACUUCGGCUAAAGAUAAGACUGGUCGACCUAUCGCAAAUGCAUUCCUCACUCUUCCUAACGCCGUACUGUGUUCCCCAGACAAGAAAUAAAUGAAUAUUUGAACUGAUGAGCUUCACAGAAGGAUGUACCUGGAUAUUAUGAAGAGGUCAAAUUACCUAUGGCGCUUGAUACUAUACAGGAAAAACUGAGCAACAAACAAUAUCCGACGCUGGCAGCAUUAGAAAGCGACUUUAAGCGCUUGGUCACGAACGCAAAAAUGUUCAACGAAAAGACGUCAGCAAUCUAUCUCGAUGCAGAAAGAGUUCGAAAGACAGCUUCGAAUUGGAUGACCCGAUACAACCCUGCAUACAAGGUGGCAGGAUACUCAGCCGUCGCAACGCCUAUACCAGGCGAAGAAAUAUCGACGCCCAUCUUGAAGAUCUCUACACCUCGCCCCAUGAAUUCUACACCAGUCGCACCAAGCACACAGAAAUUGCGUCUCACAAACGCAGCCCGGCCACCACCGGAAACACCUGCCACAACUCGUCCAAAACGAGGCGCUGUCAGAGAAAAGGAGUCCGAGUCUACAUCACCCGACGAUGCGGGGAAAAGUCUCCAGGACGCUCAAAUUGCAGUCAUCGAUUAUAUGAUAAAUUAUACCGAAGAAGACUUAAAUAUCUUCGAGCCAUUCGUUACAAAACCCCCCCGCACUCUUGGCGACUACUACUCUAUCAUAAAAUACCCUGUAGCUUUAAACGGCAUCAAGAAAAAGUGUGAAGGCAAGUUCCACAGGGGGAAAGCGACUGACGUAACCGAGUUCCCGACAUGGGAAGCGUUCGAAGAGGAAGUAUCGUAUAUUUGGAAGAAUGCCAAAACAUACAAUGAAGAUGGUAGCGACAUAUUCAACCUUGCACUCGAAUUUGAAACAAUAUUCAAGGAAAGACUUGCUGAGGCCAAACGAGACGUCCCGGGACCCUCCCACCCUACCAUCAAACUAAAGAUGCCUGCUCAGAAACCGGCUGCACGUCUUUCACUGAAGUUUCCAGGCAAAGGAAGUCCGAGUGUUGGCUCACCUGCGCCAGCCACACCAGACGGUCGCUCGUCUGCUACCCCUGGUGUGAUCAUCGACAGUGGUGCUUUAGCUCGCCAGCAGCAGCAUAUUAAGGCCAGUAUAAAUGGCAGUCAACAGCCAUCACAGAGCCAGCCUGCUCCAGGGUCUGCACCUCCUGUCAAUGGCACCAAGGGCAAUGGCGUGAAGGGCGAAGUCCAACAUGCAAGUUCACCACGAGCUGUAGCGAACGGUGUCUCGCAUAUUGCAAUGCCCCCGCCACCACCACAUGUGGCUCCACGACCGCCGACUGUGAGUCCUUUGUCUUUCCAGCACAACGUGCCCUUACAGCAGCAAUAUCAUGCUGCUCCUUCUACCGCCAGAGAUGAUACUCGCCGGAAGAAGGAUCUGGAGAUCAUACUACCCAACAUACAACUUAGCACCAACCCGGCUUUACGCUCUACUCCACAGUGGAAACUCAACAUACAGUCACAUCCUCAUCUCACGCAUCAGUCUGUUACCUGCACGCUUCCAGCAUCGCAGCACAUCCUUCAAGUCAUCCCAACUAUCCCAGUCGCGAAUACCGCACGACCUUAUCGACUUUUUGUCACCAUCAAUGGUACUAAGCUGACCCAAGCUAUACGACCUGGUCCAGGUGAACAUGAACGCGAAAAAGACCAUCCUCCAUACGACGUCAAGCUUGGACCAGGCGUCAACAGAAUCGAAGUAGAGCUCCUCGCAGGUAGCGACACGAAGGGCGGCAAGAAGGAAGAAGUCCUACGAGAGGUUUGUACCAUAUUUGUCAACCUACUCCGACCGUAGGUGUCUGUACGACCUUUUUCUGGUGGUUACGCCGGGCGUUCGGUUAUGUUAGGUUCUCAAAAUACGUCAGUCGAGGAGACUGUUCUACGUGGUAUGGGAAGUUUCAGGCGUCUAUUCUCCUUUA
This is a messenger RNA of Pseudovirgaria hyperparasitica, 1974 nucleotides long. RefSeq lists its product as uncharacterized. Gene Ontology annotation, biological process: chromatin remodeling. The coding region runs from base 159 to 1850 and encodes 563 amino acids. Lineage: Eukaryota; Fungi; Ascomycota; Dothideomycetes; Acrospermales; Acrospermaceae. The transcript has 5 exons. Gene Ontology annotation, cellular component: RSC-type complex. Gene Ontology annotation, molecular function: protein binding. The record is from RefSeq and is a predicted model, not a curated record.